Schistocerca nitens (vagrant locust) is the source of this 636-nucleotide messenger RNA. RefSeq lists its product as uncharacterized. The transcript has 2 exons. NCBI's taxonomy places the organism in Eukaryota, Metazoa, Arthropoda, Insecta, Orthoptera, Acrididae. Bases 1 to 636 code for a protein of 211 amino acids. The record is from RefSeq and is a predicted model, not a curated record.
AUGAUGGGUGAAAAGAUACUAGAAGAAAUAAGCCGUAUAACAGUAGAAAAGUUCCCUAAAAUCCCACUCCAAAUGAGAGCAGAAGCAGAAGAAACGAAUACCUUAACAAGAGCAACAUUUGCUGAAGCACUAAAAACAUCAACAUCUGCUAUACUUCUGGUACUGGACGCGACGGGGUGUCGGGACCCACGAAGAGAGGCAGCGUCUCCUGACGCUGCGUCGACGGCUGCCGAGUGGGCGCUGGACAAGGCGCUGCGGUGUCAGACUCCUUGGGGGUGCCCAAGGAAAGCGGCUGCAGGACAGGUUGCACAGCCACCGCUUGGGAAGGCGGCCCGGCUGAGGGGUCGACGUCCAUCAGCUCCGAAGGCGGUGGCGACUGAAGAGGGACUGCAGGCGCCGGAGCGACCACCUGGGGUGCUCCCGGAUGAAGCUGCGCGGGAGGCAUCAACGGGACGGGCUGUCGGCGUGGUAGCGGCGACGGCUGCUGCUGCUGCUGCUGCCCUGGGGGCGGCAGCUAAGUCGGAAGGCGCGGCUGGCACCCGCCGCGGACCAAAUCUGUGGACAAAGAACGAGCGGCAGAAUCCGGGUGGCCAGCGCGGCGCAACUGGUUCUGAUGCCUCCUGUGCACCCCAGUAG